Sclerotinia borealis F-4128 is the source of this 1350-nucleotide messenger RNA. The record is from the annotation of a GenBank genome assembly. Lineage: Eukaryota; Fungi; Ascomycota; Leotiomycetes; Helotiales; Sclerotiniaceae.
AUGUUCUUUCCAUUACUGCUUCUCGCCUAUUCAUCCUUAAUUCUCCCUACGCUAUGUUCUCCUACUCCCAACAAAAAUGGCCUAGUAGUCAAAACAACCAGUGGUGAAAUCCACGGCUUCAUUAAUCAAACCACACCACAAGUCCGUCAAUUCUUAGGAGUGCCCUAUGCCGAGCCUCCUAUUGGUAACCUACGUUUCGCAGCACCACAAACAAAAACCAAAGGAUCCUCCAUUAAUGCUACAGCUUUCCCUCCUUCGUGUAUGCAAUUGGCUAGUAAUGGUUCGACGAUCUAUACGAAUGUUGUACCGGAGUUCUUGAUCAAUGGGGGCCAGAGUGAAGAUUGCUUAUAUUUGAGUAUUUGGGCUCCAGCAAGAGAGACAAAUGAGAGCUUACCCGUUUUCGUUUAUAUCCCUGGAGGUGGGUUUACAACUGGUGGACAGAAUUCAUUGUAUAAGAUUCCGGAUCGUUGGGUUCAGAAAACUCAAUCCCAUAUUGUGGUUGUGAUGAAUUACCGCGUAAACGUCUUCGGGUUCCCAAACGCAAAGGCUCUUACGGAGGAUAGAAACCCAGGAUUACUCGAUCAGAGAAAAGCCGUCGAAUGGGUACACCAAAACAUCGCAUCCUUCAACGGCGACCCAAACCGCAUGAUCCUCUGGGGUCAAUCAGCCGGCGGUGCCAGCGCAGAUAGUUACGGCUAUGCCUACCCCAACAAUCCCAUCGUCAAAGGUCUAAUCAUCGAUUCCGGAUCCGCCUAUCUUCUCGGUAGUACCGACGUCCUCCAAACAAACUUCACUGCCCUAGCUGGUAUGGUCGGAUGUAAGGAUCUUAAAGCAGAAGCGGAAAUAGGAUGCAUGAGGAACAUUUCAGCGAGUGUGAUUGAGAAUGCUUUGAGUAGUUAUGCGAAUAGUGGUGUUACUCCGAAACUUGCAUUUACGCCGUUUCCGGAUAAUGUUACUGCGUUUUCCAAUGGUGCAGACAGAGCUGCGAGAGGACUGGUUGCGAAGUUGCCAGCAAUCAUAGGAUCCAAUACAAACGAAGGAGCCGGUUUUGUUCCCUUUUCUGAAAAUGGUCCUGGUGCUGCAAUAUUAAAUGCUACAACACAAAGUAUAAUCGCAUGUCCUGUUGCCCGAGAAGUUAGUAAUUCCACACCCUACGAAUACGAAGUGGCAGAUACCAUGCAAGCACUAUGGCUAUCGUUUGCGAAUGAUGCUGGGAAGGCUCCAACGGUGGACGGGAUGACGUGGCCGGUCUAUGAGGUGGAGACAAAGAGUAUGGUUGUGUUUGCGGAGGGGGAGACGGUGGUGCAGUUGGAGGGGGGAGAGAGGAUUGAUGGGGGGUGUAGAUUCUAG